This is a messenger RNA of Drosophila virilis, 927 nucleotides long. It is a transcript of the gene ND-24L, whose product is annotated as NADH dehydrogenase (ubiquinone) 24 kDa subunit-like. The record is from RefSeq and is a predicted model, not a curated record. NCBI's taxonomy places the organism in Eukaryota, Metazoa, Arthropoda, Insecta, Diptera, Drosophilidae. Gene Ontology annotation, molecular function: NADH dehydrogenase activity. Gene Ontology annotation, biological process: mitochondrial electron transport, NADH to ubiquinone.
CCACAUACUCGAGAGGCACAUGUACAUAUAAAAUAAUACAUAUACAUAUUGAGUAUAUUAAUACAUAUAAAUCCACUUUGGUGCCCGACUCCAAUCAAGAUGUACGCAAAUUUGUUGCGCCUGUAUCAGCUGCCACGCCUUGUACUGCACGCACAGCCCAGCCGCGUCAUAUGCGCCACACCGCCACGCUACAAGGUCGACGCAUGCAAUAUGUACGAUAAGCUGAAGUUCGAGUUUACUGAGGAGAACAAGUGCCGCGUCAAGGAAUUGUUGGGCUCGUAUCCGGAGAAGGAGCUGCGCGGUGCUCUGUUGCCCUUGCUGGACUUGGCUCAGCGACAGCAUGGCUGGCUGCCGAUCACAGCCAUACAGGCUGUGGCCGAAGUGCUAAAACUGGAGCCGUUCGCCGUGUGGGAGGUGGCCAACUUCUAUACCAUGUUUAAUAUGCGUCCCAUUGGCAAGUACCGUGUGAAGGUGUGCAUGACGACACCCUGUCAGCUGCGCGGCUGUGCGGACGUUUUGCGUAUCUGUGAGAAAACAUUGGAUUUAAAGGAUGGCGAGACCUCAAAGGAUAUGGAGUUUACACUGAAUACUACUUACUGCAUGGGCGCCUGCGUCAAUGGCCCCGUUAUGUCUGUCAAUGAUGAUCUCUACGAGGAUCUCAACGUGGACGAAACAGAGAAGAUCUUGUGCGAACUGAAAGAUGGCAAAUUGCCACCACCUGGACCGCGCAGUGGCCGUUUUGCCAGUGAGCCGAUCACGGGGCCCACCUCAUUACUGAUGGAAGCACCGCCCGCGGGCUUUGGCAUGCAGGAGCUGUGCAAACCCAAGACAAAGCCUUGUUAGCACCGCGCUGCAAGCAAAUCACAUUUUGUUUACUAGUUUUUAAGGCAUUAAAAAGGCAUAGUUUCUGGCCAAGCAGCAAAUGUA